Molecule: messenger RNA, 372 nt
Organism: Oldenlandia corymbosa var. corymbosa
Lineage: Eukaryota; Viridiplantae; Streptophyta; Magnoliopsida; Gentianales; Rubiaceae
Source: the annotation of a GenBank genome assembly
AUGGGAAUCAAAUAUGUUAACCAAGAAGAAAUAGAAAUGGAGGGGCACGAAGCUGAAAAAUGGAUGUGGUUUGAGGUAAACAUAGUUCGUGUUUGCUGGAUAGAAGCUCCGAAUGAUCCGAUGCUGGAUGAAGUUGAUGCGGAGCUUCUUACUAUAAAUAACCAAGAUGAUGAUGCUCAAGGUGGUGAGGAUGGCGAAGACACGCAACCUGUGCAUGGUGGUGAGGAUGAAGAAGACAGUCCACAUGUGCAUGGUGCUGCACAGAACUCCAGCCGAAUUACUGUAGUUCAAUCUACUUAUGAAUGGAGCCGAUUUAGGGAUUCGUUAGCUGAAGCUAUGUUUCGUGAUUAUCAAAAUAGAUGUAUCCUGUAA